Aureobasidium subglaciale EXF-2481 is the source of this 2061-nucleotide messenger RNA. RefSeq lists its product as uncharacterized. The coding region runs from base 1 to 2061 and encodes 686 amino acids. The transcript has 2 exons. NCBI's taxonomy places the organism in Eukaryota, Fungi, Ascomycota, Dothideomycetes, Dothideales, Saccotheciaceae. Gene Ontology annotation, molecular function: guanyl-nucleotide exchange factor activity; GTPase activator activity; protein binding. Gene Ontology annotation, cellular component: endoplasmic reticulum membrane. The record is from RefSeq and is a predicted model, not a curated record. Gene Ontology annotation, biological process: protein secretion.
AUGGUAUUCCAAAGCCACGGACCUGUCUCGUUCACAAAGACGACGUUGUCAUACCCAGUGUAUGCAGCCGAGUUUGACCCCUACAAUCGUGGCUACCUCGUAGUUGGCGGAGGAGGUGGUCAAGGUCGCAGUGGUGUCGCAAACAAGAUUACUCUACUGGACACGAGCAAACGCGCAACUCUGGAUACGACGGCCGAAAUCGAGCUCUCGAGCGAAGAAGAUUCAAUCACCUCAUUGGCUACACUGGCUUCCAAGGAUGGCCUCAUCACCCUAGCUGGAAUCAAUUCAUCCGAGGCGGAUCAGAAGGCUGGAAAGAACGAGCACUUGCGCACCUUCGAGAUCAAGUACCCAAAGAAGAAGCAGCCCUCGGACGAGAAGCAAGACACGGAUACUGCAACAGCACAGGACGGCUCGAUCUCGUUCGUUGGCAAGACAAGCAUCUUCAAGCCAGCUACUGGGCCUAAGCCAGAAACAUAUCAGCGGGUGCUGCGACUCUCGCCUACAUACAAGCGCGACUCACCGAACAGACGCAUUGGAGCUGUUGCAACAGGACUGGCCAAGCAGUCCGAGAUUGUCGUCUUCGAUGCCACAAGAACGCCCACCACCGACUCUGAUAUCAUUGCUCGCAUCCCGCUACGCGACAAUGCCGAGGCUGCAGAUCUGGACAUUACUGAGCUGGAAACAAAUACCUUCUCAAUCACCUGGGCCACCGAUUAUGAUGUCUACGAGCAGACUGUCAUGUACAACUUUGAAACCAAAAAGGCUUCCUUUUCUCCUCCAAACCCGCGUAAGGUCUACACCAUGCCUUUGCGUCAAGAUGCCACAAAACCGGCACGUCCCAAGUAUCGUGCUAUCAGAUGGUUGGGUAACGAAGAUGUCCUACUUUUGAGCAACCUGCCUGGUCGUUCUGGCGCAGAGUUGAGCAUCGUCCACUUUUACCCGUCCGGUCCCGCGAUGCAAGUCAAAUUGAAGGGACUACCUGGCCACGUUAAGCAAGCUGUUGGUCUUGACGUCUGCAGUCUGGACUCGGACAAGGCUGGAAACAAGCAAGUUGUUGUGGCCGUUGCAAGUCACGACAUCUCUAUCCCUGUCUACACGCUCGACUACAAUGCCAACACGCACACUUUUGGCAAGUUCAAGCGCUUCACCACUCUUCGCGAUGUACAUCCGCUACAAAUGACCUGCCUACGCUUCUCGCCAUUCCACAGCCCGGUUCGUGCUCCUGCACCCGAGCAGGAUAAGAAGGGCAAUCCGAUACCCGCCAAGAAUCCCGUUCAUCCCGGUCCUCAGUACAUCAAGCUAUGCAGUACCAGUAUGGGCAACACUGUUGUCGUAGACACUUUCGCUCUCCUCCCAUCUCAGCCUGCAGACCGUCUAAGUCGUUAUGUUCUUUUGCAUCCUUCGGAUGAGGUCCGUCAACGAACCACCUACGGCAUUCUUAUCGGUUUCGCAGUCUUGGUGUUUGCAGUGCUUCUCCAGUCAGUGUACUCAAGCGAUCCUUUUGCACCCAGUUUCGCCGAUAUCAUUCCUCUACCAGCAUCAUGGCAGAAGACCCUGGCACACCCAGCAGGCAUUGCCGAUAGUAUGGGCCGCAAGGGCUGGGAGCCAAUCGCCGAUGCCGCCUCCACCGUUUCUUCCGCCGUCCCAGCGGCAGCAUCCUCAAUAUCAUCCGCCGUCCCCGAAGCAGCAUCCGCCAUCUCCUCGGCCAUCCCCUCCGCCAUAGCAUCCCCCGGCACAAAAAUCGCCGACUUGCUAGAUAUGCACUUUGCCCUCCCCGGCGGCUCUUCCAACGACCAAAAAGCCGUCAUUGUGCGUGACCCUGGCCAAGGCAAAAGCCUCGCCGUUCACAUGGGCGACAAACAAGCAUACAUGGCGCAAGACGAAAAAGCAAGACAUUGGCAUGAAUUCAACGAGGAAGAGAAGAAAGUUUGGAAAAGUAGAUUGGUGGAGGCUGGACAUUGGACUGUUGAAGAAGGGGAAACUAUCCUUAAAGGUGUUGUGUUUAGUAGUUGGGCGGGAUUUGUGGGGAGGGUUGCUGGGGAGGUUAUUAGAGAGCUUUGA